CUUCUAAUCACAUCACAUGAGAUGAUACGAUACAAGAUGUCAUUAUCCUAAUGUAUUGGUAUACUUAAUAGAUAACCUGAUGCGACGAUAACAGACUGUUUCUUCUAAGAGAGUAGCCACUAAGACUAAAUUAGUAUUGCCGAUACGCUUUCUCGUAAUUUUUCAUAGGUUAUGAUGACCACAAUAGAUUUAUUGAUGAAUAAAUUAACUUACUCUACAAUCAUUGAGUACCUACAACACAGUGAGAACAGACAACUACUUACAAACUAAAUCCACAAACUAAAACACAUAUAAAUGUACUAACCCCGAAUACACCUAAAUAUAUAGGUAUUGUUCUUUGUAAUCAUGUUUUUGAAGACAUCGCGGGAGACAUCCUGAAAUAACACGUAUUUGCAGCGACGAUGCGCCCGCGCCGCGGCGCUACCGUCGCGCGCUUAUCCGACGCCAUUUUCACACAAUCCCCGAGCUUUCCCGCACACAGAUCAGUAAGCAUCCCCCGCAGCGGCAGUGUUGCGAGACACGAGUCGUGUCGCAAGCGGUGGUGCCCUUGCACGUGCUGUCCUCACAUUACGUGUCGCUCUCCUACUCUACACGCAUAUCGACAAUCAUUUAAGUGUAAAUCAAGUUAAACAAGAUCCGAUGACACUCAUUCAAAAAGUUCAAGAAGGCAAGGAAGACAUCAUGACUGACAUCACGAUGAAGGAAGAUCUGGCGAAACCUUCGCGACCUGUCAGAAACAGACGAUACACUCGAAGGAGCUUAGUGGCGGGCCAGCGUCCGCAAAAAAGGCUAUUCACACCAGAAAUUAAGCGAUAUCUAAAAGACUGGCUGGUGCGACGAAGAGAUAACCCGUACCCAAACAGAGAAGAAAAAAAAUAUUUGUCUCGCGAAACUGGCCUCACAUACAUACAAAUUUGUAACUGGUUUGCAAACUGGCGAAGGAAGUUGAAAAAUGUCAAUGUGGAUAGAAAUCAGCAAACGUGGGGCCAUCUGAUCCGCACAUACAAUGAUCGCGCACAGGGCAAUGUGGAACAGUUUAGCAUUUGUUCCGACGACAGCAUAUGGAGCGAACCUGAUCCCAACAACCCAGAUGACAACUUAGACCAUGACGAGGACCUAACAGGCAGUCCGGAAACGAUUACAGAAUACCACCACGACGAUUCUGACGCUUCUUCAAAUAUUAAAGACAAGUGUGUUAACUUCAACAAUAACUCCUACAAAUCGGAUGCAAAUGAAAAUAGGAACGAGGAACCAAAAGCGAUCACAAGCCCGAUGUUACUCAGCAAGUGGCUAGAGAGCGCUGCCCGAUUCCAACCAAGUGAGUGUAACUACUCGUGGUGGGCUGAUGGCAAAAGGAGAAAGCCAGAUGCGAAGAUUCAAAGGAUUUCAGUAAACACGAUGUCAAGACAUGACCGGGACGAGGUGGAAGCUGCAGUAGCACUCACUGCUCUAGCAUCUGCUACCAGCCGUAUUUCUGCGCCAUGACACCAUAGACGCAUUUUUUGUUUAUGAUUUUUAAGAAGAAUAAUGUUAGAUACUCUUUGUAAUAGAGUAACUGCCAGUAUAAAUAUUGUUUGUAUUUUUUAGUUAAGUUUACCAACUACGUAAAUAAAAUUUACUAUUACGUAAUGCCAAUGAAAACAGUGUUGCUCAAGUAUUAUUUAAAGUUUAAGUUGAUCGUGGAAGCAAUCCUGCUUGUAUAGUCAUUAACUUUUGAUCUCUAUUGGACUAAGUAGUUAUAAGUCG
Molecule: messenger RNA, 1746 nt
Organism: Spodoptera exigua (beet armyworm)
Lineage: Eukaryota; Metazoa; Arthropoda; Insecta; Lepidoptera; Noctuidae
Source: the annotation of a GenBank genome assembly